Messenger RNA from Oncorhynchus gorbuscha (pink salmon), 4163 nucleotides. RefSeq names its product zinc finger protein 501-like. Bases 206 to 1726 code for a protein of 506 amino acids. Lineage: Eukaryota; Metazoa; Chordata; Actinopteri; Salmoniformes; Salmonidae. The transcript has 3 exons. The record is from RefSeq and is a predicted model, not a curated record.
ACUGAAUGCCAACAUUAAAGAUGAAGAAGAGGAGGAGAAGAUUGCGAAAUCUGUUUCUCAUGGACUAGAAUUAAGUCUGAGGCCGGUAACAUCAACAGUAACGACAAACCCAGCCUGCCUCUCUCCUUCCACACUGAGUCCAAACCCACAGUCACUGGGUCCUGAUUGUGACAGUGGAGCCCAGUUUGCGCUGCAGGAUCCAGAGAUGGCAUCAGUGAAGGUGGAAGACUACAGUCAAACACUGGAGCUGAAUGUCAACAUUAAAGAUGAAGAAGAGGAGAAGAUUGGGAAAUCUGUUAAUCAUGGAGACCAUGUUGAGACAUUCUCUACAUCCAGAGAGCAUCAACAGGAAGAUCACAUAGCAAAGAGGUCUCACCACUGCACACAUUGUGAGGAGAUUUUCCCAUUUCUAUCAAAGCUAAAAAUACACCUAAAAAUACACACAGGAGAAAAGCUUUACUCCUGCUCUGAAUGUGGAAAAUGCUUCAAAACAUCAACAUCACUAAAACUUCAUCAGAGAACACACACAGGAGAAAAGCUUUACUCCUGCUCUGAAUGUGGAAAAUGCUUCAAAACAUCAACAUCACUAAAACUUCAUCAGAGAACACACAAAGGAGAGAAGCCUUACUCCUGCUCUGAAUGUGGGGCGCGUUUCUCUCAUCGGGAUACCUUAAAACAACAUGAACAUAUACACACAGGGAAGAAGCCUUACUCCUGCUCUGACUGCGGGGCGAGUUUCUCUCAUCGGAACACCUUAAAACAACAUGAACGUAUACACACAGGAGAGAAGCCUUACUCCUGCUCUGACUGUGGAAGGAGUUUCUCUCAACUGUGCCACCUAAAAAGACAUGAGCGUUUACAUGCAGGAGAGAAGCCUUACUCCUGCUCUGACUGUGGAUCGAGAUUUUCUCAACGGGGCACCUUAAAACACCAUGAACGUAUACACAAAGGAGAGAAGCCUUACUCCUGCUCUGACUGUGGGGCGAGUUUCUCUCGGCUGGGCACUUUAAAAAAACACGAACGUAUACACACAGGAGAGAAGCCUUACUUCUGCUCUGACUGUGGAAAGAGUUUCUCUCAACUGGGUACCUUAAAACAACAUGAACGUAUACACACAGGAGAGAAGCCUUACUCCUGCUCUUACUGUGGAAAGAGUUUCUCGCGACCGUGCACCUUACAAAAACAUGAACGUAUACACACGGGAGAGAAGCCUUACUCCUGCUAUGACUGUGGGGCGAGUUUCUCUCGUCCAGACACCUUAAAACAACAUGAUUGUAUACACACAGGAGAGAAGCCUUACUCCUGCUCUGACUGUGUAAAAUGCUUCAAAACAUCAACUGAACUUAAAGUUCACCAGAGAACACACACAGGAGAGAAGCCUUACUCCUGCUCUGACUGUGGAAAGAAUUUCUCUCACCUGGGCAACUUAAAACAACAUGAACACAUACACACAGGAGAGAAGACUUACUUCUGCCAUGACUGUGGAAAGAGUUUCCAUCAACUGGGUACCUUAAAACAACAUGAACGUAUACACACAGGAGAGAAGCCUUACUCCUGCUCUGACUGUGUAAAAUGCUUCAAAACAUCAACUGACCUAAAAGUUCACCAGAGAACACACACAGGAGAGAAGCCUUACUUCUGCCCUGACUGUGGAAAGAGUUUCUCUCGGCUGGGCACCUUAAAACAACAUGAACGUAUACACAAAGGAGAGAAGCCUUACUCCUGACUCUGGGGCAAGUUUCUCUCGUCCGGACACCUAAAAUGAUCUGAACAUAUACACACACUGGAGAGAAGCCUUACUCCUGCUCCGACUGUGGAAAGUGUUUCUCUUGAAUGUGCCAUUUAAAAAGACACCAAAGGUAACACGAGAGGAGCCUUACCACUGACUGUAGAAAAUGUUAAAACACCAGCUGAGCUUAAAGAUCAUUAGAGAAAAGACAAAGGAGAGAAGCCUUAUUUCGGCUCUCAAUGUGGCAAGAGUUUUUCCCAAUUGGGCAAUGUAAAAACACCAACGGAUACACACUUGAGAGAAGCCUUAUCACUGCACUGACUGUGAGAAGAGGUUCUACAGAUUGGGUCAUUUAAAAAGACACAAAUGUAUACAUAAAGGACAGGCCUCAUCAGUUCUCUCAGACCAGCUAAGAUUAGACACUCUACUUAAUUCUCAUGUCAUUAAAUAAUUGGCAACGUUGAAUUGGAUCAAAUGAAGAAAGUGUAGAACACUAUUGUAAUCCUAUAGUUUCUCACUGUGAGAGAACAAUGCAGAGGAAAGGGAGCGUUAUAGAAUGUUAGUCUCUCUUUACUGAUCAGUGUGCACCUUGUCAGUUUUGGUGUGAGAGAGAAUAAAGUAGACGGCACACGUCAAACGUUUGAUUUAUGACCCUAUGUCCGGAUGAUGUGUGCAUUCCCAUAUUUGGGCAUCCGGUAAGGACAUCCUGGUGGGAAGUGAUCACGUGGUUAUGCCCAUAUAUGUUUAUCCUGUUCCUGUUCUCACGCCUUAGAGUGAGUGCGACAAUAUGUAUAUAAUGACUUUGAAGUUGUCAUGAUGAUUGAUGUCUGGUGACCUCUUUGAACUGGGGGGAUGAACAUUUCAAAGAGUUUGACUCCCCACCCCCUGUUUUAUUGACCUUAGGGUUGUUGUCUAUGAAACACGAAUGUCCUGGGGUAUUGGGGUUGGCAGACACCUUAUAAAUAAAGCCCAGAACAAGACAUGUGUCCCCAGAACACGAAACAAGAUUUUUUAAAUCAAUAUGGAUUUUGUGAUCAGUGGCAAAGCUGUGAUGACUGUAACAACGGAAGCAGGACCUCGGUUGAAACAUCGAGAAAGGGCCAAGUAUCAAGCCACAAUAUAUGAUGCGCCAAAAAAGUGGUUUCUAUGUGUGUAUAGAACCCAAAUACCGCCCGCAACUACGCUGAAAGAUCAAGUGCUGAUGUUUAAUGGACAUCAAUCGGGGUAUCAGUUUAAUUACCUGGCCUGUAGAGUGAACCUCUAUACGGUAGCGCGGUUGCGUUAACCACGCACUGAUACCCAAAGGACUGGUUCAACAAUAAAAGGAGUGCCCUUAAAGCCUCCAGUUCUUCAUUUCAUCAUACACCAUGGAUAUUCAUACAACAUACCAGGACUCCGAUACGACAUGGGGGCCAGACCCUAAGGACUUUAUGCCUCUCAGCCCGGCUUUCUACUCCCCCCUGGCGAGACCCACGAAACCCCCUUCAUAUACACAGCCUGAGGACGUGUUUGAUGGGGUGGUCAGUACUAUUUUUGUGGACACCAUCAAGGCCUCUGUAGCCACACUUUUAGACGUGGUGAUUGGAGAAUAUAUCAGAGAGAAAUGCAUCGGUUGUGAGAUCAAUCACCCCAGCAAGCGCCGUAUAUGACCCGCCAAGAUACUACUUCUUCAACCAAUUUGAGGAGCUGGUGAAAAGACUGGUCCUGCAGGUUUAUACCAUCGCUGGUCAGAGCCCUGGAGUCUAUGGGUCUUGUGCCAUCUAUCCCCAGAGUUUACUUGGUAACCACGGCAUUCCUACAUGAACUGAAGCAGGCAAUCUACAUCCACGAUAAACUCAAAGAAAUCCGACACACCCUGUUGGAUGACAAUAAAUACCGGGAAGCUGUGGUGGCUGAUGUGAUGACUUUCUGGCUCAAUAAACCCCAAGAGACCGAGUGACAUUUUGUUAUUUAGAUGUAAUGCAAUGGGCAAUUAUGUGUAUACGAUGUUAGAGAUAAUAAAUAAAUGUCUUCUUUUGAGAGAACUUACAAAUGUUAUGCAUCAGAUUAUUGAAAAUAAAGUGAACGAUGUAUCAUUCUACACAACACACAAUGCCUGGGUUAAUGUAGAGCGUGUGCUGAAAAUGGAACAAAUCAUGAAUCAUGUUGUGGAUGAUUCUGAAGAACUAGAAACAACUUUGUCUAAGAUUUUACUUUAUUUGUUUGAAACACCAUUUAAUUGUAACGUGUAUCAUAUUUGUUGUUUAUAUGCUUAUAUAUCGGACAUGUGUGUUUUAAAAGUUCAGCGACACAAGUCUAAAUCAAAACCAAAUAUACAGGGUGUUGCAUGCUGUGAUCGUUGAGAAAACUGGGACAUGUAUCCUGCAAAGAAUCCUGAAUUGUCUGUAUACGUAAUACUUGAUGCAUGAAUAAAAUAAAAAUUCUAUAAUGAAAA